AUGACGUUUGAACACAUCGCGAGUCCGCAUCGACAGAAAACGAGCUCGCUCGAAGGUUCGUGCGCCAAGUGGCGAUAGCAACGAUGAGUUGAUUGGUGGCUUUGCCAAGACCAGCUUUCGUUGAAAAAGCAGCAGUAAGGAGGGUAGAUCUAGUCGGGUUGAAAGUUCCCGCAUAGUGGAUUGCCUUACUUGCGGCUCGAUCUUCGACGGCGGAUCCUGGCUUUUGCAUCGACUUGUCGAUGCUUCGACCUGCGGAUGGGUUGACGAUUGUUACGUCUAUAAGAAUGGACUUGGUGCAGAGUUCCUCUCCGUUCUCUCCUGCGUGUAAUCCUGGGGGGAUCACCAAAUCCAUCUUGUAUAGCCCCUUUCCCCUACCAGUGCCUGUUGUAAAAGGGGAAGAAUCCUCAACGUCGAUGGGCAUCUGGCACUCACGCAGUGUCUUGAGGACUACGCGAACCAUCCUGUUAUGGAGGAAGGUUGAGGCGCCGGUCUUGGUGCAGACGAGGGAGUGGGCUCGGCUCAAGCGGUCCUUGCAUGGUAACAAUGCAUCUGCACCACAAAUUUUGCCUGUAUCGCAGUCUGCUCGAUCGUGAGUCCCCAGUACACGACUGGUUGACUCUCGAUAUAGAUCAGGCAGCAUUCUUUCAUCUGCUGACAGCCCUUGCGUUGUCAAUCACGACAAAACUCCCUUGCCUUUCGCUUCCUCCAAGCGGAUCAACGCCCUCUUCUUUGGCGUUUCCUCGCCUACUACUUUCUGCAAGUCUGUCUCCACCAUCUGACGCACUGCUGCAUGAAAAGGUUUCGAAAGGAGAGCUUGGGCUUCAAAGACUUGGUAGUGUUGACCAAAUUCAUUUCGGCUGAAGGUAGACGGUGGUUGAUGUUCUACGUCAGGGUUUCCAUCUUCACGGGGUUUUCCCGCCUUCCCUGCUUCCAACAAGUAAACUCCUGUGAGGGCGGGGGAUUAACUCAUCACUUGUGGCAAGCUUUGCCCAUGACUGCCCAACAGCUUUUUCAAGCUUGUCCUUGGUGAUGAUCUCCUCUAGCUUCUUGAGUGAAACAAUCAGAGCCAAUCCUGUCGGUAGCUGGGCAAGCCGGGGUAGACAUUGCUCAACUUUGUAUCCUGUCGAUGCUUGCACUGACUUGGGGAACACCAGCGCUUGCCCUGCCACAAAAGCCGAUGCUCGAAUGAGAACAUCGCUCGUGAUUCCUAGUCCUCCUUCACGCAUGGGUAGGUGCACCUCUGCCCGAGCUGUCCCUUUGAAGAAAUCUACCUCCUCGCUCUUCGUUGGGUCUGCGCGUACCUCUUUGACCGUUGGUAUUCUCAUGCUGUCGGCCAUCUUGCCAAGGACGAUCUUACUCAUUGCCCACAUCAUCAUGUUGUCAUGUAUUUUUGCGGCAGAGUUGGUGAUAGACGGUGCAAUCAUCCUCAGCAUAUGAAACAAACGUGGCACACCAGAUAAACGCAGUAGUUGAUAGCUGGCUUGAGGGUCGUCAAGCGUUACUAAUAGGCGGAGUAUCAAUUCUGCCGGGUCACCACGGACGAAUUUGGACACGAAACUCCUCUGGAACUCUUCUGUCCCUACUGGGAUUCCGAUUACUGGCAUGCCACCUUCAGCAACUGACAGACCCAUUUGCGCCAACUGUUGCUGUUCGUCGUUUGUCAAAGAGGGCAUGCAAAGACUCUCCGGGAAAAGCACUUUGGAUUUCGGGAGAAUGAGCUCAAACCCUUUUUGGGAGAGACGUUCCUGAAUCCAAUUCGUUACAGUGGAUAUGGCCUGCAUGUUCCUAGCCAAACCUGGUGGAAGAUGUGCUUGGAGGUCGUCGACGUAUCCGAUGAGUUUCACUCCUGGCACUGGUGGCUUGUUGUU
Molecule: messenger RNA, 1868 nt
Organism: Ectocarpus sp. CCAP 1310/34
Lineage: Eukaryota; Phaeophyceae; Ectocarpales; Ectocarpaceae
Source: the annotation of a GenBank genome assembly